GAAACAACAUGGCUGCCGCCGUGUUGGCAAACAGCGAAAAUCAAUCAACAAUAGUAAUUUUAUGAGAAUUUUUCUCGACAAGCCGAUGCAAAUGACAUCGUUUCCAUCACAGAUAUUCUAAUUAACCCAAUAUAUUUCAAGUCAAGUUAUAACCCUUAUAAUUGUGGAAAUGUCGUCCUGGUUAGGUGGAAGUCUAUCGUCGUUGACAGGUCAGCUGUCAAAUCUUACGAAAGAUAUUCUAACAGAAGGGACUGAAGAAGUCAGUGAUCAUGUGACCGAGCUGCGUGUCGCACAGGAAAAGAUAAAGGAAUUGGAUACGAUCAGCACAGGACAGAAAAUUGAGAUUGAUCGUCUGAAACUGUUGGUGAGAGAGCAGGAGGAAAAAGCGGAGGCGUCAGAACUUCAAAUCAACCGGAUCUCAACCGAAUACCGAGCCCUACUGCAGCAGAAAGAGGCUGAUAUCAAGCAGUUAAAACAGCAGAAUCAAGAACUCCAGAGUUCCACUUCCUUCGUUACCCAGCAAGCUGGACCCGCCGUACUUAGUCUCGACUCUGAUAAUGGGUUUGAGAGCAUCGGUUAUGGAGGUGACGAGCAUGAUUUCGGGGACCAGAUAGCGCUCCAGCACAAUGUUAACCGACUGAGGGCGGAUGUACAGCGACUCCAGGCUGAGUGCAAACAUUGGAAGUCCCUUGUUAAACAACAGAACAAUUCGGCCGGGGGCAGCAAUGUUAGCAGUGACAUUGGAGAAUCAACACCUGGACAAGAUGAUUCCAGUGUUCUCAAGAAGAUACAGGAGCUACAAGACGAGCUGGCUGCCGAGAAGGAUGCGCGGCAGCAUGAGCUGGCCUCUCUGCAGGACGCUCACACCCACAAGAUGGCCCAGCUGCGCAAGAAACACAAGGACGAGCUCGCACAGCUUAAUGCCAAAAUACAGGAGCUUGAUUGGGGCUCUGAGGGAUGGGAAACCCAGCCAAGUGCAGAUGACUCUGGUUUAAAACAGAAGAUCUCUGCUCUUCAAAAGGAGGUAGAAAACUUACAGGAGGAGAAAGAAGAGUAUUUACAGCAGAUUAACUCCCUUGCUGGAGAUGUUGAGGAGUUGAACUCGGAGUUAGCUGUGAAACAAGCACAGUCCUUACAUAUGGAAAACCAACUGAAAUUAUGUCGAGAAGAGAUAUCGCAAUUGAAGUCUGAGCACGAUGAGGUCAGUGCAGAACUUUACUCCACAAAACACAGACUGCUGGACCAACUGGAUGCAAACCAUGCAGACACACUUGAGGUUUUGAGUGAUUUACGUGAGGUCCGUCAGCAUAUGGACCUUUCUGCCAUUGACCGGAGAAAUAGAUUGAUGCUGGACAAAAUUAGGCUGGAAGAACAGCUGAUAAGGACAGCCGAACAGAAGAAGGCCAUAGAAGUGGGCGUGGCUAGCCUGGAGAUGGAGCACUCCACUCUGUCACAAGAGACGUCUAACAUUGUGGAGAACCUUGGCAAUAAUGAACACCAGAAACACACAGCAGGUAUUGUAGACAGCCUGGAACAUGAGAACCUGGUGCUGAAGGAGAGAAAUGUGGGUCUACAGGAGCAGGUAACUCUGUUGGAGCGAGCGCUUCACAAUGCUGCACAGGAUUCCAUGGAGAGGGACAUGCAGGCCAAUACUGGCUCAGGUGUGUACAGCGAUGACCUAGACUUAAACAGCGAUACUGCAUCUCAAACCUUGGAGCAGCCCGAAAUGUCCAAGCGCAUUGCUGACCUAGACGAACAAGUGGCAAACCUAAAUGAACAGGUUGGCUCCUACAAACAAGAAAUACAGCAAUUUGAAAUGCACCAAUCAGAUUGGCUGAGUGAAAAAGAGGCUAUGGAAGAGUUGCUUGGAAAGAUGAGGUCACAACUGAAAGAGAAAGAAAACUCCUUGAAUCUUUUGGAAGCGCAGAGGGGUUUGCUAGAAGUAGAAAAACAUGACAGCCCGUCAAAAACCAGUCUACCAGACCUGUUAGAAAGUCAAGCAGUUGAUCCAUUCCAAGUUCAGUCUGAUGAAUCCUCAGCAGAUGAAAAAGCCUUCACUGCUUUGGAAGAACAAAUAGUAACAUUAGAAGAAGCUCCUAUUGAUGAUACAGAAGCUAGAUCUAAGGAAGAGGAUGCAGAGAUAGCCAGAGAGGUUGUGGAGUUGGACAGGAAGGUAACACUCCUGACUGAGGCGAAUGCUGACCUAGAACAGGAGAGAGAUGAGCUGGCAGACGGCCAGGCAAGGCUACUUGAAGAGUUGGAUGAUCUGAGGAGUCAGCUGGAGUCUCAGUCUCCACUCAGAGAACCACCAAGUCCAUCAAGAGGUCCUUCCUAUAGGGAACGAAGUACCUCAGUCUUGAACACAUUACUCAAAGAAAAGGAGGAUGAGCUUCAAGCUUUGAUUGGUGAGAAAGAAGAUCUUGAAAAGAAUCUUGCAGAAGUUCCAGAUCUUAAAGAACAGCUUGAAUCACUCGCUGCUAAAGCUGCUGAAAACAAUAAGGAACAGAUUGAAAGUUUGGAAAAGGAAGUUGACAAUUUGAAGAGAAAACUAAGAGGAAAAAAUGAAGAAAUUGUCAAUUUGUCUUUGGAGAAGGAGGAGAUGAUGCAGAGUUUGGAAGAGUUAGAUAACCAGCAUCAAGAGGCAAUGGAACAUAUCAUUCAGAUGAAGGACAAAUUGUCAAAGACUAAUGAAGAGUUGAAGAAAAAACUAACAAAUUCUGAGCAAGAAAAGCAGGCACUGAAGACUGAGAUUGAGAAAGUUAAGAGUCAGCAUUUGUUGAACCAGGCUGAUGAGUCAUCUUCAUCGAAUGAACUGAACCAUGAGAUAGCAGAGCUGAAAGAUGAAAUGGCUACUCUACGAGCAGAAAUUGAAUCAUUGAGUAAUGCGAAAAACAGAUUGGAUCAACAAAUUGCUGCUAAAGAAGAAGAGAUUAAAGGAAUGAAAGAGAAACUGACGUCUAGUGCGCAGACGUUAAAUGAUUUACACAUGGACAAACAAGAGCUUCAGGAUAAGAUAACAAAGCUGAAAGCAGAAAUUUCAAAACAAGCUGAAAAAAUUAAGGUCAUGAGGGAGGAGAAUGAAAAUACCAAGAGAGAUAACUUAGAUGGAAAAGAGACAGAAAGCUUUCAGACAUCUGUUCAAGAAAUUGGUGUUCUAGAAGAUGAAAAUCUAAAGUUAAAAGAUGAUCUUGAGGUACUGAACACAGCAAUGAAGCAGAAAUCCGCUGAAAUAGGGAAACUAACAGAUGAUGUCAAGAGAAUUCAGGGAACUUGUGACAACUUGAACUCAUCUAUAGAAACAAAAGAUAAGGAAAUUGACACCUUACAAUUUAAACUUAAAGAGAGAGAAUUACAAACCACUGAAAUGAAUACUAAAAUAGCAACAUUAGCUGAUGAUUGUGAACGGCUUAGCAAAGAAAGUUCAAGGAAACAUGAUGAUUGUGAGAGUUUCUCCAGACAGCUACAUGCACUGGGGACUGAAUUGUCAUCUCUCAAAAAAGAAAAUAAGUUAAAGGAGGAAGAUGCUGUUCAUUUAUGUAAGCAAGUUGAAAGUGUUAACAAAGAAUUAACAUUGGUUAAACAGAACUUGAUUGCUAAAAAUGCAGAAUGUGAUAAACUGAAUGCUGAUGUUAAAGCUAUCAAAGAUCUUUUAGAAGAAACCACCGACAAACUGCAUACUAAAUGUGAAGAAUGCAGUGAACUUUUGUUAAAAAAUGAAGAAUUUAAGAAUAAGAUAGAAAAAAUAACAACUGAACAAGAACACCAGUAUGAUGCUAAGUUGUUAAGUGCCACAGGUGAACUGGUUUUGAUCAAAGAAGAAUUAGAGCAUAAGACUCUUGAGUGCAAAGAACUUGAAGAAUAUAAAAGGAAAUUUGAAGAAUUGUCUGAAGAACAAGAAAUCAAUUAUGACGCUAAACUGUUAAGUUCUACUGGUGAACUGGCUCUUGUUAAAGAGGAGCUAGAGUCUAAAGAUACAGAGUUACAGCGUUUAGACAAAGAGAUGUUUGCUAAAGAUGAAGAAAUAGGUGAAUUAAGAAGCAACAUCGAAACAUUGAAAAAUGAAGUACAACAUUAUAAACAAGAACUUGCAUCAAUGGAACAAGAGUUAUUGUCAGAUCAGACUCUUCAAAAUAAAUAUGAAAAAGAAAUAGAGGAUUUGAAAUCUCAAUGGGAAACAUUGAAACUUGACAAUGAUGGGUUAAAUGCUGUACAUGCAAGCUCGAAUGAGAAACAUGCUGCAAUUGUGCAACACUAUGAGUCUUUGAUACAUGACAUGAAAGCCGCAAAUAAUUCUAAUAACUCUUCUCUUCAGUUAGAUUAUACUGAGCUGCUUCAAGCAUCUCACAAGAAAGAUUUACAGAUAACUGAAUUGCAGAGUAAAAUAACAGAUUUGUUUUCUCAGAUGCAAGAGUGUCAGAAAGAAACAGAAUUAGCAGCUGAAAAGUCUGAGAAACUUGAAAAAGAGUGUGAUUAUUAUAAACAAGAAGUCAGUUUAUUAGAACAUUCUUUAUCAAAGGUGGAAACAGAAAAUUCUGAACUUUCUGGAUCAUUGCACCAAAAUGAGAACAUGAUUGCUGAACUUUCAAAUAUUCAAGACAGACUCGAAGUUGUAGAAACUCAGAAAAUAGCAUUAGAGAGUGGUUUAAGAGAAGCAAAGGAGAAGCAUGAUAAAGUAUUAACAGAUUAUGAAAGUGAACUAGUCAAACUGAAUGAUACAGUUCAAAAUUUGCAGUCAGCAUUAGCUAAAUCCAAAUCUUCAGAAAAUGAAGCUGAUGACAAAAACUCAUCUUUAAUUGAAGACAUAAACUCAUUAGGAAUGGAAGUAGAUACAUUAAAAGAAGAAAUAAAAACUUUGAAAGAUUCAAUAAUGGACAAAGAGAGGAAAAUAGGGGAAUUGAAUAAACAAACCAACGAAGAUCAUGAAACUAUAUCAAAGCUGAAAGAAGUUUGUGUUGAAAAGAAUAAUCAGGUCACUGAUUUAGAAAGAAAAUUAAAUGAACUGUCUGUGCCAGAGAGAUUCCAGGGUGAUGGUGGAAAUGAUGCAGAAAUAGUUGCUGAAAAAAUGGUUGCUGAAAAGAUUGAAAGUGUUCAGAAAGUGCAAUUACUUGGAACAAGUGUACAAAAUGGUGACAAUGAUGUAGAUGAUGAUCAUGCUCAACACCAGAGAGAUGUUAUUGCAGAAAUAGAAACACUGAAAGGACAGCUUGAAAAGAAGGAUAGUGUAAUAAAUGAGCUUAAAAGAAACAAUUCCUCCUUGUUGAAAAUGCUGGACUCUAAGUCGAAGUCGAGUGGACAAGUAAAUCCAAUUGACAUUCUUAAGCUAGAAAAUGAGAUUAAAGGUUUGAAGAUGGAGAAGGAACAGAUGAUGGAUGUGAUGAACGAGAAAUCCAGGGAGUGCAGUAACUUAAGAAGUGAGGUUCAGAGACUCAUGAGUGUUGCUGGAGCACAGAAGACAGCCUUGGACAAAAUGCAGAAAGACACCGUAGAAUUAUCGCAAGGUUCACCUAAAACUGAUGGUGCUCGCAUAGAUGAUAUGCAGAAGGAGGUUGUGCAGAACUUAUCCAGGAUAAUCAGGGAUAAAGAUUUGGAGAUUGAAUCAUUGACUCAAAAGAAUCAGACACUUUUGUCAGUGUUGCAGGAAUCAUCAACUGAGGGGAGUCAGAUAAACUCUUUGAUGCAAGACAAGGAUAACCUUACAAAACAGCUUGCUGCUCUACAGAAUGAGAGGGAACAAAUGAUUACAUAUCUGAACCAGAAGCAUCAGGAAAGUUUGACAUAUCAUGCUGAGGUGCAACGAGUGACUGCUUUGUUGAACUCUGAAAAUGAGAAGAGUGAAAAAAUGAGACAUGAUUAUGAAGUUCUUGUGCCAAUGUUUGAGGAUAAUAAGCAUGCUCUUGUCAAGGCUCAAAAUGAGAUUCUGAACUACAAACAGAAGUAUCAAGAAUUGGAAGUGAAGCAUGGUCAACUGAUACAUCAGGAUUCCUGUGAAACCAUAGACAAAGCUCAGUACGAUGCAAAGACACAAGAACUCAACACCUUACAAGAGCGAUAUAAUGAAUUAAUGUUGACCGUAAAAGAGAAAGAACUGAAAGUACAAAGCGUGCACCAGCAAGUAAGUGAUCUGGAACAAAACAUGAGAUCUACGGAGAGUGAACGCAGUGCCUUUAAAAAGCAAGUAGACAGCUUCACAUUCCAGAUACACGGACUUCAGACGGAACAAGGCGAACUAAAGUCGGAAAUCAAGAAACUUCAUGAGGAGAAGGAGAGCGUAUUAUUGGAAUGUCAGGGACUAAAGGAGGCUUACAGCAGACUAGGGCUGCAGCAUAGGGACCGAGAGUUUGAAGUUCAGAGUCUGCAGGAGAAGGUCAACUCCCUCACUUCCAUCAUACAGCAACAGCAGGGAGAGAAAGGUCAACUUGACCAGGUUAUGGUGGAGAAUGCAGCGACACAGAACCAGAUUCGGCAGCUGAUGUCGGAGCGGGAUGCGGCUUUUACCCGCGUACAACAACAACAGGAGGUGAUAGCAGCCGGACAGAGAGAGAUUCAAAGUUUAAAGGAAAGAGAGGCCAAACUGAACAGGGAACUGAACAGAUUACGGGAACAUCUCUUACAGAUUGAGGAUGGUUACACACAAGAGGCACUGAGUGCUGAGAAACGAGAGAAGGAGUUGAGGACAAGACUUGCCUCCGCGGAGGAGAGCGCCCUGUCAUCAUCAUCAGCCGUUGAAACUGCCAGCCAGCACGCAAUCCAGCAGUGUGACAGCCUGCAGCAGCAGCUGGUGUUUGUGUCCGGGCAGCGGGACCAGGCGUAUGUGCAGCUGUCCACGCUUCAGGAGCAGAAUGAUCUCCUCUCCUCCUCCAUAUCCAACCUCCAGAUGGUCCUAGAGGAGUUCCAACAAGACAAGGAGCGACUUGUAUCGGAGGACACGGAGAAAUACAGACAGCAGGUGGCAAGUCUAACAGACCAACUCAGCAAGGCACAGGCCGACCUAAGAUACACAAAGGAACAGCUAGAUGAAGUAUCCGAUGGUCUGGAGGCGGCCUCACGGCUCUCUGAACAGCUGGAUAGAAAAGAGGAGGCUUUAGAUGCCCUGCGUGAGGAAGUUCAAAUCCGAGAGUCGGCCCUAAAGAGUGCUGAAGAAGAGUUACGACAGUUGAGAAGUAGAAAUGAUGACAAAGUGGACAAGUUGGUAAUCAAGAACCUGUUCCUUGGCUACUUCACCACGCCCCAAAACAGGCGACAUGAAGUGCUGCUGGCAAUUGGCGGUGUUCUGCUCUUCGCACAAGAGGACUUCGAAAAGAUUGAAGGUGGUGGCAAGGGUGGCUGGGUGCCCGGGUUCCUGAAGUUUGGGGCUGGAGCUCACAAGACGUCUCCACCCACAACCCCAGCUCGUAGAUCCACAGUGACUGGGCCCAUAUCAAGGAGUGCUGAUAAAAGUGCUGACUCAUCAUUCUCACAGAUGUUUGUCAAGUUCCUGGAGCGUGAGUCUUCUCCCCCUGCCCCAACUGUUCGUCUUCCCGCGGAGGAGAUGGCACGAGAUGUUCAGCAGAAACAGAAAGAGGCCACACAAAAACCUGCGUACAACCCAUUCACAGCUCCGCGCCAUGCUACACAUUCCACCCCAUCAUCGUUAGCAACAGGGUCACAUGGGUCGUCACAUGACUCACACAUUCUCAUCAGUCCUGCGGUCUCCAUGGCCCAGACAUUCCCGACAUUCGCGACACCAUCGCAGGACUCAAGAACUCCACCAAGUUCCGGGAGAAACACACCCGCAUCAACAUCGUCUAGUGCAAUUCUUAAAGAUGUGCUUAACAGAUAGCACUAAAAAUGGCUGAUUUUUAACACUACCACCUGAAAACAAUGUAAAAUUACCUUUAUGACACCACAAACUGUAAUACUUUUUAAGUAUUUUCAAUCAUUUAUGUUUUUGUCUUGUUCACAAACUAAUUGUCACUAGUCUUGGUGACCUAUAUUUGUGGAUAUUUGUGGACAUAGAGAUCCGAUCUUUGCCAACAUAUUUGUAUUUAUAAGCAUAACCAUGAAUGGCAUAAUAAUAAAGUUGAUGUAAUUUAUGGGAUGGAAGGUAUAUUUGUUAUUGGGUCAACUUAUUUUACCUUGUUUGUUUUUGGUAUUGAAAAGCUUGUCAAUGUCAGCAGUGUUGUCAUAGCAUUGGUGUGGACAUUAUCAUUAUCAUCAGUGCUAUGUUAAAACACUAAUGUUGGCUAUAACUCAGAAACAGUUAAAGCUAUUUGCAUAAAACUUGGCACAUUUGUUCAAUUUGUUCACAAUGGCAGUAUGCAUACAUGCAAUAACACCCUAUAAUUCUGGCUAAACUAUUUGUUGAGUGAUGCCCCCUAUUGUCAACUGAUAGAAAAUGGUGGAUGACUUGCAUCUGCUUGCCAUGCACUUGUUCUUCAUUACAGACAUUUAUUAAUCAUACAGUUUGUUUUGUAUGUAUUUUAGACUGUAUUUGGUUAUUUUAUGAUUGAAGUUUCUGUCUUUCUUGCAUCUUGUUUGUGUUCUGAAAAUGUUUUAUCUUAAAAAAAUGCAUUUCAUAAUGAAAUAUUAGUUAAGUUCAUGAAUUAUAUACAGAAGUAGAACCAGGAAAGAAACCAAGCAAACUAUAGUGUUCUUAUAAUGUAGAUCAGAAUGUGGUACCAAUUAAAAUAAUUACAUUGCAUAUAAUAAUUACAUUGUAUGUGAACUAAUUGUGGGUUAAUUGUAAAGCUUGUGUUCGUGUUGGUCAAACACUUACUGCAUUUUACGCGGCUACAUUUUGGUGUUAACUGGCUGGUUUUAUUUGUGUACUUUAAAUAAGGAUAAUAUGUUCAAUCUCUGUGAUUAAUAAUGAUAUUCAUUACAUGAAAAUACAUCCACCUUUGUGGAAACUGUGAACAGAUUGAUUAUAAAUUAUUAAAACUAUGUAUUUAUAUCAAAGUGUAAUAUAUUAUAAGGCAAUUAAAAGCUUAAAGCAUGAA
Mya arenaria is the source of this 8978-nucleotide messenger RNA. RefSeq names its product thyroid receptor-interacting protein 11-like. The record is from RefSeq and is a predicted model, not a curated record. The transcript is spliced from 26 exons. The coding region runs from base 170 to 7819 and encodes 2549 amino acids. Gene Ontology annotation, biological process: Golgi organization; endoplasmic reticulum to Golgi vesicle-mediated transport. NCBI's taxonomy places the organism in Eukaryota, Metazoa, Mollusca, Bivalvia, Myida, Myidae. Gene Ontology annotation, cellular component: Golgi apparatus. Gene Ontology annotation, molecular function: small GTPase binding.